This is a messenger RNA of Leptidea sinapis, 2126 nucleotides long. RefSeq lists its product as uncharacterized. The record is from RefSeq and is a predicted model, not a curated record. Lineage: Eukaryota; Metazoa; Arthropoda; Insecta; Lepidoptera; Pieridae. The coding region runs from base 108 to 884 and encodes 258 amino acids. The transcript has 5 exons.
GUAAAAAUCGUUUUUUCUGCGAGUUUUCACGUAGCAAUAGCGCCCUUUUCGUGCUGAAGAGGUGAAAAUUUAAUUUAUUAAUUCAUUAAGGUACAAUUCGUACACUUAUGAAAGUCAAUUUUGAUGCCAUCGGUUCAAAAGACUACCAGGAGGAAGUUCUGAGAAGAACCGGAAAGAAACUCAUGCCGUUCGAGCGAGUAUGGGACGCGUCAUGUCCAAAAGUCUGGUCAAAAUGGGAAACAAAUGGCCAUGAAUGGGUCGUGCAGGAUUUGGAAGUUGGGGACUUUGAAAACGUGGUCAAUAUCCUUCUGGAAGAAAUGUACUCCGAUGAAGUAUUAUGUUCACUCAGCAAUUUACGGGAGGAUGCAGACAGCGUGGUUGGGUUGAAGAAGUUCUGGGCAGCGUGUCUAGCUCAGAGGAUGUCACUGGGGCUCUACACCUGGGUGAACGGUGUGAAGACGCUUGCAGCGGUCAACGUAUGCGUCGCAUCAGCAGCGGGUGAAAACUUUCCGGAUAUCGAGGUAGAAGGUGCGGCUUGGAAAAACGUGUACCUAGCUGUAGAAUAUAUUGAGAACAAGCAGGAUCCUCACCAGUAUACAGGGCUGGAUACUAUGUUGCACGCUUUUGGUUUGCUGGUGAAGAGGCAGUUCCGGGGCUCCAAACUGGGAGAGAGAUUAUUGAGCGCUAGGGAGCCCUUGUGCAGAUUCAACGGGAUAAAGGGAACAGCUACGGUGUUUACGGGACCAGCAUCUCAGAAGGUCGCCACUUUGGCCGGAUUCCAGGAAAUCUGUGAAGCGACUUUGAAAGAACUGGCUGAAAGUGGUCUGAAAUAUCCGAGCGAUGAAAACAGAUCUAUCAAACUGAUGAUUAAAUUAUAUGAAUAGCAGCUUGUAUAAUAUAAGUAAUAAUUAGUAAGGUUUCUCAAAAGAGUCUUUAUAUUCUAAAAUUAAAACUAAUUAGGUAUACAUAAAACCUCAUUAGAAAUCUAAUAAUAGACUCUUAUAUAUUUCAGUCAUUAGGACAUUUUUCAUCUAACUCUUAGAUAAUUUAUACGUCUAGAUAAGGUCUCUUGCUGCUAGACAACCGAUGAAAACAGGCCAGGGCUAUUAUUUUAGUGUGCAUGACAAGCUACGUACGUCUUUCAUUCGUGAUAUGUAUGUCACUUUGUGUAAGUUUGCGUGCUUGCUUAAAAUGGAGGUUAAUUAAUGUCAAUCUCAUUUUUUUUCAAACUCUUCACAGGUGUCACAGUCUCUCUCUAGACAUAUAAAUGAUGUAAGAUCUAACUAACAAACUUUAUUUCAUAAAAACAAAUAAUCUACACAAAUAAAAUUUGGAAAACAAAUUUUAUGAACGAUGCGGGACUCAAACCCACGAACUCCGGCGUUCCGUGCCGGUGCUCUAACCAACUGAGCCAACUGUUCGAGUAACGUAUCAUUAUAAAAUCUUGUUUGCUUUGUUCAACUCUCAAUCUUGAAAUCUUUUAAUCUUGUAUGCGAUGUCCCAAUUUUUGUUGUUAAUUUAUUCCACCAUUUUCAAAUAUAUAAGAAUUCAUUUUACCAUAUUCAAAUAUGUAAGACAUAAAGUGAAACGGCAAAUCACAAUUUACAUCAUUUGCCGAGGACAUUGUUUUGUCUCUGUUUUUCAACAUUUCAAAUAGAUAAUAGAUAAUUUAAACAGAACGGCUUCAUAUUUUGUGUAGACAAGACUAUAAAAGGUGAUUGACAGCUUCAUUAUCUACCUCCCGCAUUGAACAUUAAUCUAUUUACAUAUAAAUAAGUUGUUACUUUUGUAGCGAGGUUACCAGAUGUUCUAGGUAAGGCUAGCUAUUAGGAUAUUUUAAUUAUUUCUGUGAAGGUCUUAUCAACCAAUAUGGAUAUUUUAUUUCCUUAUAUUUCUUUAAUGUUUCAUCGGUAUUGAUACAGACUAGUUUCGGACCAUUCACAGGUCCUUCAUCAGGGUUCGCGAUAACGUCUUAGGAGACGAUAUAUAUAAGCAUAAAUCGUAAUUGAAGCCUUAUAAGUAAAUAACGUAACAACGUCUCACGAAAGUUUUAAUAAUUUAAUAUGGAUAUUUGUUUAAUAUAUUGAAUUUAUUUGUAAGAAGUUAAAUACACAAUUUGAAAAUUA